AGAGAAACAAAGAAGAAGAAGAAGAAGAAAAAGAUGUCGAAGGAAGUGAGCGAAGAAGGACAUGCCAACCAUGGCAAAGACUACGUCGACCCACCACCAGCACCACUCAUUGACAUGGCGGAGCUCCAGCUCUGGUCCUUCUACAGAGCCAUCAUCGCCGAGUUCAUCGCCUACUGCACCGCUGGCAUCUCUGGUGGUCACAUAAACCCGGCGGUGACAUUUGGGUUGUUCUUGGCGAGGAAGGUGUCGCUGAUCAGAGCAUUGGCUUACUUGAUAGUGCAGUGUUUGGGUGCGAUCUGUGGAGUUGGGUUAGUCAAGGCCUUCAUGAAAUCUUCCUACAACUCGCUCGGUGGUGGUGCGAACUCAGUUGCUCAUGGGUACAACAAAGGCACUGCUCUUGGUGCUGAGAGCAUCGGUACUUUUAUCCUUGUUUACACUGUUUUCGCAGCCACUGAUCCCAAGAGAAGUGCUCGUGACUCUCAUGUCCCUGUUUUGGCUCCUUUGCCUAUCGGGUUUGCGGUGUUUAUGGUUCAUUUGGCGACCAUUCCAAUUACGGGUACUGGUAUCAACCCUGCUAGGAGCUUUGGAGCUGCUGUGAUUUACAACAACAAACAUAUCUGGGAUGAACUAGAAGCUAUAUGUAUUGAUAGAGAUGACAGCGGAAUAGGUUGA
Camellia sinensis is the source of this 672-nucleotide messenger RNA. The record is from RefSeq and is a predicted model, not a curated record. Lineage: Eukaryota; Viridiplantae; Streptophyta; Magnoliopsida; Ericales; Theaceae.